Messenger RNA from Nerophis lumbriciformis (worm pipefish), 1689 nucleotides. The record is from RefSeq and is a predicted model, not a curated record. NCBI's taxonomy places the organism in Eukaryota, Metazoa, Chordata, Actinopteri, Syngnathiformes, Syngnathidae.
AUGGAGUUAUGUGGAGGAGAAAGACUUUGUUUUUUUACAGUUGUGCUUUAUUUCUGUGUCGCGGCUGCAAGUGAAGCACCCAGAGUUCACACGGCGCUUGGCAGUCUGAAAGGGGAGUAUGUGACUGUAAAAGGGAAGGAGACAGGGGUCUACGCCUAUCUAGCUGUCCCAUUUGCAAAGCCACCUGUUGGGCCUGGUCUGAGAUUCGCUCCACCACAGAAAGUGGAGGGAUGGCAAGGAGUGAGAGAUGCAACCAAGCAGCCACCAAUGUGCGUUCAACAUAGACAAUUCCUUAUUGAUCUGCUGGAUAUGAUUGGUGGCAUAGCAAAAGAGAUCCCAGAUAUUUCAGAGGAUUGCCUUUACCUCAACAUUUAUACUCCUGCAAAUAGAGCUCCUGAUACUAAGCUCCCAGUCAUGGUAUGGAUCCAUGGUGGAGGCUUUACACUAGGAUCAGCUUCAAUGUAUGAUGGAUCUGCCAUAGCUGCUUACCAGGAUGUGGUUGUGGUGGCAAUCCAAUAUCGCUUGGGAGCUUUGGGUUUUCUCAGCACAGGAGAUGAGCAUGUGCCUGGUAACUUUGGCCUACUUGACCAGGUUGAAGCUCUCCGCUGGGUCCAAGAGCACAUUGAAAACUUUGGGGGAGACCCUGCCUCGGUCACCAUAUUUGGAGAGUCGGCUGGUGGAGUAAGCGUUUCCCUGUUGCUUCUAUCACCAUUAUCCCACGGAUUGAUACAUCGAGCCAUUGCUGAAAGUGGCACUGCUGCUAUGGAUGCGUUCUUGUCAAAUGAUCCCUUACCAGUAGCACAGUUGAUUGCAAAUGCAUCUGGAUGUAGUAUUGAAAGCACAAAGAAGAUUGCUGCUUGUUUGAAAAAGACUGAUUUUGACACUUUUCAGACUCUUGCACAGGAUCCAAACCUAAGAUUUACGAUUACUACAGAUGGAUACUUCCUUAAAAAAACAAUAAAUGAACUAUUUGAGAAGCAUGAAAUUCUGAAAAUCCCAUUCAUGACUGGUGUUAAUGACCAUGAAGGCGGUUGGUUAAUUCCUGCUGUAAGUUUCAUGGCUCCUCCAAACUGGACUGAAGGAAUGGACCGGGAGCAGGUUUUAAACACAUUCGUACUCUUCAGCUCCAAUCUCGAAGACUCUAUUGUCAUGGAUCUGAUGGCGGAUGAAUAUCUCGGAGAUGGUGAAGAUCGUGUAAAAAAUAGAGACGCUUUCACCGAGUUCUUUGGGGAUAUGUUGUUUACCAUUCCUGCCAUUAAGACUGCAAAUGCGCACAGAGAUGCAGGUGCCCACGUUUACCUGUAUGAGUAUCAGCAUCCGCCUAAUUUCAUGAAAGCAAAAAGACCAAGCUUUGUUAGGUGUGACCAUGCCGAUGAACUCUUUACAGUUUUAGGGUUUUGCUUUACAACGGGCCACAUCAAGCUAAAUGCAACAUGCCUGGAGGAGGAAGAAGAACUUAGUAGAACAAUGAUGGCCUACUGGGGCAACUUUGCUCGGACAGGGUCGCCAAAUGGUGAUGGCCUUGCUUACUGGCCCAAUUAUGGCAAAGAAGAGAAGUACCUGGUCAUAAAAGCUAAAGAGCAGGUCGUUGCCCAGCAUCUGAGAAAGGAUCGCUUUGUCUUCAUGACUCAAAUCCUUCCAGAGAAGGUUCGGCUACAUCAGGAAAAGAUUGACCACGGCGAACUUUAG